UCGAGCUGAGGCGAAGAAGAAGAGAGUCCAUGGUGUUUUCCUGGGUGGAUGGCCCGCUCUGGAUCUAGCCUGUCAAAACUACCCUGAAACGGCAACAACGUGGGAUAAAGUCAGUGAAAUGUGCUGUUUAGAACUGAAGUGUGCCUGAAACUACAACUGGCCCAAAAGAGAAGUCCACUGCUCCCCUUCCCAGCCUCCCGCUCCUCACCCUCUCUGAAACACAGCUCUCACCAUGAAUGAAGUUAAUGUAGUCAGAGAGGGCUGGCUUCAAAAAAGAGGUGAAUAUAUCAAAACAUGGAGGCCCAGGUAUUUCAUCCUAAAGAAUGAUGGCUCCUUCAUCGGCUACAAGGAGAAACCUGACCUAAACAACCAGAUUUCACCACCACUCAACAAUUUCUCAGUGGCAGAAUGCCAGUUAAUGAAGACAGAAAGACCCCGGUCGAACACGUUUGUCAUCCGUUGCCUACAGUGGACCACAGUUAUUGAACGCACCUUUUAUGUGGAUAGUAAUGAGGAAAGAGAGGAGUGGAUGCGUGCUAUACAAUCUGUGGCAAAUAGUCUGAAGAUGCGAGAACAGGAGGACGAGGAACCAAUGGAUAUGUUUGGCUCUCCCAGCGAAAGCAGCCUGGAAGAGAUGGAGGUGGCGAUGUCCAAGAGCCGCAACAAAGUGAAUAUGAGUGACUUUGAGUACCUGAAGCUGCUCGGCAAGGGGACAUUUGGGAAGGUGAUUCUUGUCAAAGAGAAAUCUACUGGAGUACAUUAUGCCAUGAAAAUACUGCGCAAGGAGGUCAUUAUAGCCAAGGACGAGGUGGCCCACACAGUUACAGAGAGCAGAGUGUUACAAAACACACGACAUCCCUUUCUCACGACAUUGAAGUAUGCUUUCCAAACUCAUGAUCGACUCUGUUUCGUAAUGGAAUAUGCCAACGGAGGCGAGCUCUUCUUCCACCUGUCAAGGGAGCGAGUGUUCACAGAAGACCGGGCACGCUUCUAUGGAGCAGAGAUCGUGUCGGCCCUCGAGUACCUGCAUUCAAGUGACGUCGUUUACCGUGAUCUGAAGCUGGAGAAUCUGAUGCUGGACAAAGACGGCCAUAUCAAAAUUACCGACUUCGGCCUCUGUAAGGAGGGCAUUACUCCAGAUGCUACCAUGAAAACCUUCUGUGGAACCCCUGAAUAUCUCGCACCUGAAGUCCUGGAAGAUAAUGACUACGGCCGGGCGGUGGACUGGUGGGGUCUGGGUGUGGUCAUGUAUGAGAUGAUGUGUGGACGCCUGCCUUUCUACAACCAGGACCAUGAGCGUUUGUUUGAGCUCAUCCUCAUGGAGGAGAUCCGCUUCCCCAGGAACCUGUCGCCGGAGGCCAAGUCCCUGCUUGCUGGCCUGCUCAAGAAGGACCCCAAACAGAGGUUAGGUGGAGGUCCCAACGAUGCCAAAGACGUGACGACUCACAAAUUUUUCGUCAGCAUCAACUGGCAGGAUGUGGUGCAGAAGAAGCUCACCCCACUCUUCAGACCACAAGUGACAUCAGAGACAGACACCCGGUACUUCGAUGAAGAGUUCACGGCGCAGACCAUCACACUUACCCCUCCGGACAAGUAUGCCAGUCUGGACUGUGAGGAUCCCACGCAGCAACAAGCACAUUUCCCCCAGUUUUCCUAUUCUGCUAGCAUUAGAGAGUGAUAGCGUCUCUGACACACACACACACACACACAGACAUACACACACAAAAACACAAGAGGCAUGAACACCACGGCAACAUCCCUUACAGCUGUAAUAAAACAAAACAAAAACAAAGACCAGAUCCAUGGUCCCUGCAGGUUGGAAGUGCCUCGGCCGGUGGCCGUAUCACUCAGUGUAGAAAACCACCUUCAACCCCAGCACAGACAAAGCCUGGCCACUUUUGGCUGCACUGUAUCAAACUGGACUCGAGUACCUCACACAGUCAUCAGCACAACGCAACAACACAAUCAGGACUCCGUGUGUAGCACCUUCAGGCAGCCUGUAAACAGCUGCUGAUGCUGCUGCUGCUGCUUUUUCGGACUGUAAAGCGCAUGUUCUCCGGGUGCGAUGAGAAGCCAUACAGCUCCUUCAUGACGUUUCCAAGUGCUCUUCUUCACAAAAUCGCUCUUACCACUGCUGAAAAAGUCCCGGUUGGUCUGUGAGGGGAGGAAGAAGUGUGGCAGCCUGUAAGGCGUGUGUGUGUGUGUGUGUGGAUAAUUUUUUUGUUUGUUUGUCGUUGAAAAUGGGGGGGUGCGUCCGAUCCAAACUGUGUGUUUUUAUAUGACACUUGCCCGACGUGCAUUAGGAACAAAAGACGAAUAAGAACGCGCGGCAUGUCUCCGCGGAGAGAGGAAAAAAAAAAAGCUUUGACAGAGUGAAGCACGACGAGUCGCAGAAACAUGCUGUCCUCCCCCUUUUUUUUUUUUAGAACUGUAUGCAAUGGAAAAGAAAAUCACUUUUACUAUCAACUCAGACUGUGAUCUUUAACACAUCUGUCAAAAUGCAACACAACAAUUAACGGGAAUUGGGAAUACCUUAAUGCACAAGGUGUAUAUGUUAUUUAAACAAGUUUCUUCUUUUUUUCUUUUUUAAUUCUGACAGAAUUCACAGCAGCCGUGUGAUUUAAGAGGCUCGCGAAGCACUUACGCGAUUUAAGCAGACCGUAUUUCUUUCACGUGGCCCAUGUUCAUAUCGAAGCCGCUCGCGUCCUGGAUCGCGUCGACCUUAAUCGUGUCCCGUAAAAAGGUUUAUAACAAAUAUGAGAAACUGACGGUCGGUAUCAAACGUCAGCUUUAAGGCAUGAUAUAGCUUUUUGCUUCUUUGUUUUGUUUAGUUUUGAUAGAAAUAUAGAAACACUCAGAAAGUAAUUUAUCACCUUCAUCCAAGAGAAUUAGGGCUGUGGGCUAUCGAAUUAUUGUCAUUAUCGGUUCUUUUUUUUUUUGGUUUAUAAAAUGUCAGCAUUUUGUACACAAACCAAAGAUACUGUACUUCCUGUCGCAGAGGAAAACAUUUACAGUCAAGGACCUGAGAUCAGUUUAAUCGAUGAAUUGUUGCAGCCCUGAAGAGAAUCAUUUUGGUAUGUGUGUGUGUGUGGUGGGGCAAAAAAACCCAUAACCAGCACCAAACUGAGUUUGUAGCACUUUGAGAGAGAACAAGUUCCUUUUUUUAAUCAUCAUCAUCAUUUCAUGACCUUCAAAGCUAGUUCUCUAGUCUAAUCGUGUCACUGAUUCUUUAUCUCUGUAGCUAAAAUCACCAUCUCGUUCUUACCUUUGCUGGAGAUUGUACAUGUUUUUUGUGUCGGCCAUCUUCCUUUAAAUCUAAACCGUUUGUUGGUGCCAUGAGAUUUGAUUGGAUUUAUCAUCAUCAUCAUCAUCAUCAACAACAAACAACAAAAACGAGAGAUCCAGUGAUUAGCAGUGAUCUCAGUGAUAUCAUGAACAUGGUCCAUUGUUAGAUUUUGUGUUUUUAGUGCAAUGUAGACUUGCGACGGUGUCUUUUGUCAUCUUCCCAUUUAUUAUUAUUAUUAUGAACAUCAUGAAAUGAUAAUCAGGAGGCGCGCAGAGAUCCUGGGUGUUUGUGAUGCUGUACAUGAGUCACUCGUGAUAAAAGAGGGAGAAGAAAAAAGACCCAGCUCACGGAGCCUUCUAACCACAGAUGCUGUUCUGAAAUAAUUUCCGUUAUAUUUUUUCUGUUUUUGUCUUCGUUUAUCUUCUACUCUUGACUUCCCGAAUUCCCCCCCCCCCUCCCCCGUCCUCAACCUGCGUCGCAAAUGGUCUCAAAUGAAGAGGACAUUUGUAUUGGUUGACGGAAGAAAAAAAAAAGGAUGUUUUUCAGUUACAUUAUUCUAUUAAACAGUGUCAUUUCUUUUUGUUUAUGAAUGUAAUUCUGAGAGACAAAUGGUCCAAUACACAUUUUUAACUGUCUUAAUACA
Molecule: messenger RNA, 3929 nt
Organism: Solea solea (common sole)
Lineage: Eukaryota; Metazoa; Chordata; Actinopteri; Pleuronectiformes; Soleidae
Product: RAC-beta serine/threonine-protein kinase-like
Exons: 14
Coding region: 233-1678 (481 amino acids)
Biological process (GO): protein phosphorylation
Molecular function (GO): protein serine/threonine kinase activity; ATP binding
Source: RefSeq, a predicted model, not a curated record